AUGUUGUAUGACGAAAAGGAAGUGAAUGAUUACUUUGAAAUCAAGGCUUGGGUUUGUGUUUCUGAUGAGUUCAGUAUCCCCAACAUAAGCAGAGUUAUCUAUCAAUCUGUAACCAGGGAAAACAAGGAAUUUGCAGAUUUAAAUCUGCUUCAAGAAGCUCUUAAAGAGAAACUGCAGAACAAACUAUUUCUAAUAGUUUUAGAUGAUGUAUGGUCUGAAAGCUAUAAUGAUUGGGAGAAAUUAGUGGGCCCAUUUCUUGUAGGGUCUCCUGGAAGUAGAAUUAUCAUGACAACUCGGAAGGAGCAAUUGCUCAGAAAGCUGGGUUUCUCUCAUCAUGAUUGUUUGCAGGGUCUGUCACACGACGAUGCAUUGUCAUUAUUUGCUCAACAUGCAUUGGGUGUAGAUAACUUUGAUUCACAUCCAACACUUGGACCAUAUGGUGAAGGGUUUGUGAAAAAAUGUGAUGGCUUGCCUUUGGCUUUACAAACACUUGGGAGGUUAUUGAGGACAAAAACAGAUGAGGAAGAAUGGAAGGAGCUGUUGGGUAGUGAAAUAUGGAGGUUGGAAAAUGGAGAUGAUAUUCUUCCGGCUCUUAGACUAAGCUAUAAUGAUCUUUCUGCCUCUUUGAAGCUGUUGUUUGCAUAUUGCUCCUUGUUCCCCAAGGACUAUGUGUUCGACAAGGAGGAGUUGAUUUUGUUGUGGAUGGCAGAAGGGUUUUUGCAACACUCUACUACAAGCAAGUCCAUGGAACGCUUGGGAUUCAAAUAUUUUGAUGAGCUGUUGUCGAGGUCCUUCUUUCAACAAUCUUCUAAUGAUGAAUCUUUGUUUGUGAUGCAUGAUCUUAUGAAUGACUUGGCCAUGUCUGUUGCUGGAGAUUUUUUUUUAAGGUUAGACAUUGGGAUGAAGAAGGAAUCUAGGAAGGAAUCUAUGGAAAUUCACCGCCAUAUGUCAUUUGUUUGUGAGAAUUACAUGAGUAACAAAAGGUUCGAGCCAUUCAAGGGAGCUAAAAGUUUAAGAACAUUCUUAGCGUUAUCUGUUGGGGUGGUAGAAAGUUGGGAUGUAUUUUACUUAUCAAAUAAGGUCUUGAAUGACUUACUUCAUGAGUUACCAUUGUUAAGGGUCCUAAGUUUGAGUAAUCUUAACAUAUGGUGGGUACCUGAGUUCAUUGGUAGUUUGAAGCACUUGCGGUAUCUUAAUUUAUCUCGAACAUGGAUCACACAUUUACCGGAAAAUGUUUGCAAUCUUUAUAAUUUACAGACGCUGAAUGUUUCUUGCUGUCAUAAAUUAAUUAAGUUACCAAAAAGCUUCUCAAAGCUUCAAAAUCUACAGCAUUUUGACUGUAGGGAUACUCCACUUUUGAAGAAGAUGCCCUUAGGGAUUGGUGAGUUGAAAAGCCUACGCACUCUCACCAAGAUCAUUGUUGGAAUGGAGAACCAUUUUGCAUUAACAGACCUUAAAAAAUUGAAAAAUCUCCAUGGGAAAAUUUCCAUUAUGGAGCUUGGCAACGUGCAAAAUGCAAUGACCGCAAAUGAGGCGAACUUAUCCCAAAAUCGAUUCAGUGAGUUAGAGUUGGAUUGGGGUAAUGUGUUUAAUUCAUUUAGAACGGAAACAAAUGAAAAGGAGGUGCUAAGUGAGUUGAAGCCUCAUACUGACACUUUGAAAAAGCUUGAUAUCAGGUUUUAUAGGGGUAUAGAGUUUCCAAAUUGGGUUGGGGAUCCCUUGUUUCUUCGGUUGACUCAUGUGUCAAUACGUAACUGUGUAACAUGUACAUCUCUACCAUCACUCGGGCAACUACCAUCACUUAAGGAGUUGAUUAUUGAAGGCAUGGAUGAGGUGAAAGUUGUGGGUUUGGAGUUUCUUGGGACUUCUAGUCCUGCAUUCCCUUCACUUGAAAUUCUACGUUUUGUUGAUAUGAAGGGGUGGAAGGUAUGGUCAGCAGAAAGUGGUGGGGUUGGACAUGCUACGUUUCCAUCCCUUCAAGAGCUUACUAUACAAAGUUGUCCUAAUCUACAUCAAGUAUCACUUGGAGCAAUACCUUCACUGAGGGUUCUAUACCUAACCCAAUGUGGUCAUGGUGUGUUGACAACUCUGGUUCAUGUAGCUUCAUCUAUCACCAAGUUGGAAAUACGUGGCAUUUCAGGGCUUACAGAUCAACUGUGGAGAGGUGUUACAAAGUAUCUUGGGGCAGUAGAAGAAAUAAGCAUCAAUACGUGUGAUGAAGUAAGAUACUUGUGGGAAUCUGAAUCAGAGGCAAGUAAGGUUCUUGUGAAUUUAAGGACAUUGCAUGUAUCGUCUUGUUCAAAUUUGGUGAGUUUAGGAGAGAAAGAAGAGGAUAAUUGUGGGAGCUACCUAACAUCUCUUAAGACAUUACUUGUAUACUAUUGCAACAGCUUAGAACAUUGCAAUUUUCCAGAUAGUGUAGAGGAUUUGCAUAUUCGGUAUUGUGAUUCAAUUACAUUUGUCUCCUUCCUAACAGGAAGGGGGAACAAGCUCAAGACACUUUCCAUUGCUGGUUGUAAGGAACUACCAGAAAAGGAGUUGCGAGGAGUAGAAUGUUCCUUCAUUCACCUCACCAGAUUGACAAUAGAAGAAUGUCCAAAUAUGGAGUCAUUUCCUGACCUUGAGUUACCGAAUCUCACCUCGUUAACAGAUCUGACAAUUCAAAAGUGUACAAGUAUGGAUGCUUCCUUCCCUCGUGGGCUUUGGCCUCUGAAAUUGUGUCGGCUUGAAAUAGGAGGAUUGAAGAAGCCCAUCUCAGAGUGGGGUCCACAGAAUUUCCCAACCUCACUUGUUGACCUAAUAUUAUAUGGUGGACCUUUUGAUGAUGCUAAAAAUUUCGAUCAAUUGUCCCACAUUCUUCCUUCGUCUCUUACUUCUCUUCGAAUACAAAAUUUUAGGAAACUGGAAUUGGUUUCUACGGGACUCCAACACCUCACCUCCCUCCAACGUCUCUUCAUCUUCACCUGCCCAAAGACGAAAGAUCUUCCAGAAAAGUUGUUGCCUUCACUUCUGAUAUUGUGGAUAUUUGGAUGCCCAAAUCUGAAAGAAAGGAUUAGUAGAGGAGGCUCUUAUUGGCCCCACAUCUCCCUUAUCCCCUGCUUCAACAUACACCAGUAA
Lactuca saligna is the source of this 3117-nucleotide messenger RNA. Lineage: Eukaryota; Viridiplantae; Streptophyta; Magnoliopsida; Asterales; Asteraceae. The record is from the annotation of a GenBank genome assembly.